Messenger RNA from Hyposmocoma kahamanoa, 1830 nucleotides. It is a transcript of the gene Adss, whose product is annotated as adenylosuccinate synthetase. Gene Ontology annotation, cellular component: cytoplasm. Bases 54 to 1442 code for a protein of 462 amino acids. Lineage: Eukaryota; Metazoa; Arthropoda; Insecta; Lepidoptera; Cosmopterigidae. The record is from RefSeq and is a predicted model, not a curated record. The transcript has 11 exons. Gene Ontology annotation, biological process: 'de novo' AMP biosynthetic process; IMP metabolic process. Gene Ontology annotation, molecular function: adenylosuccinate synthase activity; GTP binding.
GCGCGCGCCUGUGUCGCCCUUUUUAGAACUACAUCAAGUUUGCGCUAACAUAAAUGUCUUUGGCAACUAAUUCCUCGCAAACCGAGGUAAACGGGGAGAUACAAUGUCCGUGUAAAAAAUACAAGAUGGAUAAACCUACAGUGACUGUUGUUUUGGGUGCUCAAUGGGGAGACGAAGGAAAAGGAAAAGUCGUAGAUAUGUUGGCUAGCGAAACAGACAUCGUGUGCCGCUGUCAGGGCGGCAACAAUGCUGGUCACACAGUCGUGGUGGACGGCCAAGAGUUUGACUUCCAUUUGCUGCCUAGCGGUAUCAUCAAUCCGAAAUGCACAUCUGUUAUUGGAAACGGCGUGGUUAUUCACCUACCUGGCCUGUUUGAUGAGCUUCAGAAGAACGAAGCGAAAGGCAUGAAAGACUGGCAACGUAGGCUCAUCAUUUCCGAUAGAGCACAUCUCGUCUUCGAUAUGCAUCAGCAGGUGGAUGGACUACAAGAGCAAGAGAAAGGCAAGCAUUCCCUCGGUACCACCAAGAAAGGUAUCGGCCCGACUUACUCGGCGAAGGCGGCGCGAAACGGCAUUCGGAUAGGGGACUUGCUCGGCGAAUUCUCCCUUUUCGAAGAGAAGUUUCGAAAUCUUGCCGAGCAGUACAAAAGAAUGUUUUCGAGUUUAGAUGUAGAUGUACAGGCAGAGUUAGAAAGGUAUAGAGGGUACGCGAAAGAGAUACGGCCUUUAGUGAGGGACACUGUUACAUAUCUCCACGACCAGAUUAAAGCCGGGCGAAAGGUGUUAGUGGAAGGCGCUAAUGCUGCUAUGCUGGACAUUGAUUUUGGAACUUAUCCGUACGUGACGUCAUCGAACUGCAGCAUUGGCGGCGUGUGCACCGGCCUGGGCCUACCGUGCAAGGUAAUCGGCGACGUGAUCGGCGUCGUGAAGGCGUACACCACGCGUGUCGGGGACGGACCUUUCCCAGCCGAACUACACGAUGACAUAGGCAAACAACUUCAAACGCGAGGUCAUGAAAUAGGUGUCACCACGAAGCGCGUGCGCCGUUGCGGCUGGCUCGACCUCAUCGUCGUGAGAUACACCGCAAUGGUGAAUGGAUACACCUCAUUAUGUCUAACAAAGCUGGACAUUCUGGACACGCUGAAGGAGAUCAAGAUCGGCGUGGGGUACACGCUCAACGGCGAGCGCAUCAAUUAUUUCCCCUCCUCUAUGAAAGAACUUGGCGAUGUCCAGGUGGAAUACAUAAGUUUGCCGGGCUGGGGGACCAGUAUAGAAGAUAUUAGAGAGUUCAGCAAGCUGCCUUGGGAGGCGCGAAGCUACGUGAAGACCAUCGAAGAAUUCCUGCAAAUACCUAGCUGGUUACACAUGGCGCCGUGGCGGCGGCGUUUUUUCCUGCUGCGGUGCCGCAAGAGAUACGGCGUCAUACCGCAGCACCAGCGGUAAAAUGCAGCCCGUACGGCGUCAUUUACUAAAAUCGUACAUUGGUAGGGACUUGCGGCAAAUGUGUAUGCAAGUAUGUGUGUAUACAAAUGCAAGGGCGACUACAGUGCCGCGCGCGUGUCACUGCAACUGCGCUUCUAAAUAUUGUAUGAAAAUCAGUGGCGCGACUGCAGUGCCACUGCAGCAUUUCUAUAAUUUAUAGGCGCCCUUUGUACGGCAGGCGCAAAUUAAUAUUAAACACCGCUCCUGGAACUUAAUGUCUUGUGUUCAGAGAUUAGGCAACAAAAUUCUAUAUUUCUGGUUUAGCCAAUAAUUAAAUUAACUCUGUCAUAUUAGAAUGUUGCAUCUAUUAUAAAAGUUUUGAAAAAUUUCAAUGUGAAAAUAUUAAUAA